Molecule: messenger RNA, 1989 nt
Organism: Physella acuta
Lineage: Eukaryota; Metazoa; Mollusca; Gastropoda; Physidae
Product: nonsense-mediated mRNA decay factor SMG9
Biological process (GO): nuclear-transcribed mRNA catabolic process, nonsense-mediated decay
Source: RefSeq, a predicted model, not a curated record
UUUUCAUGGUUGCUUCGUUUUGAGUCAAAACAACUGAUUUUGAAUAAUGGCAGAUCCAUUUGACAGAAAUAGGCGCCGUAGGAGAAGAGAUAGAAAUGACUACGGAAGGUACACUGAAGAUAUUUCCCCCACUCCUCCUCCUAGUAAACCUCCAAUGACUAUUCUGGGACUUGCUAAACCCACCAGAGCUCCAUCGAACACAGCUGUAACUACAACUGGUGUAGCGGGUAAUGUCAGCGACCAUCAAAAUUCUAGCUUUAGUGCUACUAGUACUACUGCCAUUGGAGAUGGUGAUGGAUCAGAAAACACACUUGAUCAUCCAAGUGAUCCUUCAACCAUGCUUGAUAAAACAGUUGUUGUCCUUUCUUCUGAGAACAAAAGUCGACUGACACCUGUGAAAUCCAAUGAUAUUGAUCAGUUUGAUUCUCGAACCAACGAUGAUAGUUCACACUUAACCGAAGAUAUUACCAGCACUGUUAAAAGAACACCAACAAGUACUGUUGGAAAUAUUAUCAGUGGGGUAAUAGACCAAGGAGCCCUUACUCAAUCAAAGUUAGCUCCUCCGUUAGAAAAACAAAUAAAAGUCAAAUUGAUUGAUGACUCUUUUCAGUGGUGUGAAAGUGGACUAGACUCAAUGCUCGAGCAAACAGAUUAUCUUGUUGUUGGGGUGAUUGGUCUUCAAGGCUGUGGUAAAUCCACCUUAUUAUCUCUCCUUGCUGGAAAUACACAUCAGGAUGCAUACAGGAACUAUAUAUUUUUCCCCCAAACUAAAGAGGCUAAAGAAGACUGUCUCUUUCAAACAUCUGGAAUAGAUAUGUUUGUUACAUCAGAAAGGGUUAUUCUUUUAGACACCCAGCCACUCCUGAGUGCUUCUAUGAUGGACUGCUUAUUACGAUAUGAAAGAAAAUUUCCAUCUGAAUACACGUCUCUUCAGAAUUAUAUUGAAAUGCAAUCAUUACAGCUGCUUACGUUUUUGUUAUCUGUAUGUAACAUUAUUUUGGUGGCUGAUGAUUGGUUCAUUGACAUGAACUUAAUGCAGCUGAUUCAGGAUGCAGAGAUGUUAAAACCAUCAACCCAGCCACCUUCUUCUGGUGAAAAUGUUUCUUCCAAAGAAGAUCCAAUAGAUUUUUAUCCAACUGUUAUUUUUGUCCAUAACAAAGCUUCUAGAGAUGACUUCACACCAGAAACUUACUUCUCCAUGCAGCAAGUAUUUGAUAAAUUGUUCCUAUCAUCUAAACUUAAAAUACAUGGUGGAAUAAAUAUGACAAAUGACAGCAUGAAUGAGGCAGUUAUUCAACAGCUACCAGGAACAGAAGAACAAGCAGCUAGUGAUGUUAAUCUUUUGCUUAUACCAGUGAUGGAGUUCUACAAAUCUGAACCUGAGUGGCUACAGACUACCCUUCCUGAAUAUAGAGGAUAUCCAAGUUUUAAUACAAUUCUUUCCUUCUUCAGGUCUCAGAUUUUAUCAGCGCCUCGUUCUCCUAUGACACAUGCCACAUUGACAGAAAAAAACUGGUACCAUUUUGCAGCAAGAAUGUGGGACUCUGUAAAAAAAUCGCCCUUGCUUGCUGAAUAUAACCGUCUGCUAUCAUCAGCUAAUUGAUGUACGCCUUUUAACGUUUACAUGUCCUUAUUUAUUUAAUGAUUGUAUUGGCAGUGCAGUUAGGAUUUUUUUUAUUAUAAACCAAGAUGAAGAUUUUAAUAGUAAAAUGAGAUAGAGAAUGGAGCUGAAAGUGACUUUUGGAAUGCAUGCAAUUCAUUACAUUUUUUUUGUGUCAAUGUAAUUCGUUUAAAAAAUGUAAUUAGUCAUCAUUGGGUCAAACUUAAAGCAAAUUUUAUUUUGUGAAUUUUUUCUGUUCUUAGUAAUUCUGUUAAACAUACAAAUAUUAUAUUGAGUUAGUUUUCUUUGAAAACAUAAUUAAUUAUUUUAAUUUUUGAUGACUGAUGUGACUUCAAAAAAUACCUGGUGCAUAUUAUUUUCUGUUUUAU